AUGCUCGCGCCUUGCUUCCGCAUGCGCAGUAGACCCCUCCUCCAGCACCAACUAUCACAAGCCUGGAGACCAGCACUCCGAACGCCAACGAGACCACUCGCAGUACCUGCUUUCCCACCACGAAGUUCGAGAUGCUAUUCCAAUAAAGCGUCCAAAGCGCAAACGGGCGCUGGCACGACGACGCCCGUUCCUGACAACGCGAAGCCGCCCAAGUCCAAGUUACCUUUCUACUUUGAGGCUGGAUAUGCGCUUUUCGCAAAGAGGCCUUCACGGCCGUUUCCUCCGCCGUUCUUGUCGUUGCCUUCAACGAGUUUCUCUGAACCCCUAAGUACACAUAACAAGAGUAGGGAUCGCCGACCAACUGUAAAUGGGGAGAUGAUAAGAGGGGUUACAAACGGGGACGACGCGGUGCUAGUGAGUGAGAGCUUUAUUGCAGCAAACGAUGGUGUGGGAGCAUGGGCGACGAGAGAAAAGGGACACGCCGCUUUGUGGUCCCGUCUAAUCGCCCAUUUCUGGUCUCUUGAAAUCGAGGGCGCGUCCUACUCCUCCACCUCGCCUCCAAAUCCUGUCACGUACCUCCAGACCGCAUACGAACUUACCAAGCAAGCCACCUCCUCGCCCAACGAAUGGCAUGGCACAACUACUGCCUGUGGAGCGCUUCUCGGAGCGGAUAACGAACAACCGGACCACCCCUUGCUCUACGUGACGCAAUUAGGCGAUUCCCAAAUCCUCGUCAUACGACCAAGUAGCAAGGAAGUCAUCUACAAAACGCAGGAGCAAUGGCACUGGUUUGACUGUCCACGGCAACUGGGUACGAAUAGUCCAGAUACACCAGACAACAAUGCGGUCAUGGAUUGUGUGAAAAUCCGGGAAGAAGACGUCGUUUUGGCGCUGACGGAUGGCGUAGUAGACAAUUUAUGGGAACAUGAAAUUGUUGAAAAUAUCUGCGAAAGCAUGGAGAAGUGGACCGGCGAUAAAGAUAAAGAUACAGAGGACCAGACGUAUGCUGCCGGUAUGCAAUUCGCAGCACAGCAGUUGAUGAAUGCCGCAAGAGAGAUAGCCCAGGAUCCGUUUGCUGAGAGUCCAUAUAUGGAGAAGGCGAUCGAUGAGGGCUUAUCCAUCGAAGGAGGAAAGCUUGACGACAUCAGUGUCGUAGCCGCACAGUGUAAACGGCGCAAAGGAUGA
Messenger RNA from Alternaria burnsii, 1185 nucleotides. RefSeq lists its product as uncharacterized. The transcript is spliced from 3 exons. The record is from RefSeq and is a predicted model, not a curated record. NCBI's taxonomy places the organism in Eukaryota, Fungi, Ascomycota, Dothideomycetes, Pleosporales, Pleosporaceae. The coding region runs from base 1 to 1185 and encodes 394 amino acids.